Ooceraea biroi (clonal raider ant) is the source of this 4161-nucleotide messenger RNA. RefSeq lists its product as uncharacterized. Gene Ontology annotation, biological process: establishment of protein localization to organelle. Gene Ontology annotation, cellular component: lysosomal membrane; late endosome membrane; plasma membrane. NCBI's taxonomy places the organism in Eukaryota, Metazoa, Arthropoda, Insecta, Hymenoptera, Formicidae. The record is from RefSeq and is a predicted model, not a curated record.
AGCCGCGUAGUAGCGCAUGCUGAAAGCCGCGCGACUAUCGAUCCAUCCGCACCCCCGAGCUCGCUCCCGCUCGUCCUCACAAGCCUCGCAAACGUCGCCACCGAGCAACCCGUCCCGGCACACCACCGAACGCUGGGGGUGCCGAUUUGCGACUCCGUGUGCGACUCGUUACCGUCUCGUGCUCCCCGUCUCGUCGAUCGGCCAUCAGGAGUGCACCAGGAGGCGAGGAAGUUGCGGCAACGCCAUGUCACGUCGCGGCGAACACGGCAGGGCGAUCCUCCUACUGUGGUGUGUCUCAGGUAUAGCGCUAAGUGUCUCUCUCCCUUCGCCGAUGCCACUUAAAUUGGAGGAGCAACUACGUUACACCACACGUAGGACACUGAAAGUCUUUGUAGACAUGCCCACUCCGAGAACGAGAAUACCUUUUUCGGUAGCCAACUCCGAGCUGAAAAGAACCACGACCAUGCCCUCAACCACGACGACCACACACAGAGCACCCUCCUCCGAACAACCUUUGUACCGAUUGGAUAGAAGCAACGGGCAAGCCUGCAUACUUCUUCAAGUGGAUGCGUUGAUCACCAUAAAGUAUCGCACGAAGCUCGGGGACAACCGGGACGCAGGCAUCUACGUGCCCAGCGACGCGAUCGUAACCGGAAACUGCGACAACGAGAAUACGGUGACGAUGUCGCUCAAAUGGGAACACUACGUGUUGUCUUGGAGUUUUGCAAAGACACCCGGUGGCGAACGCUGGUACGUCGAGAAGAUUGAACUGAUCUACAACUCUAGCGACAAACACUUCGAGCACAUUGAUCAGCCGAACAAGACUAUUCGAUUGAGCACUGGCCAGAAGCACAGUUCCAUGCUGUUCCCCACGCCAGUCGGCAAAUCGUACGCCUGCGCCAACGAAACCCAAAUUCCGCUCACCGACGGCAAGAAUCACGCCACCGUAUUUCUAUGGAACAUCAAGCUGCAGCCGUUCAAGUUCAAGAACAACGAGUUCGCCGCCGAGUUCUCGUGCACUGCGCUGAGCGCGCGCGCCGGAAGAGAUGAGACCGCGCCGGUAGCGGUCGGCUCCACGCUGGCCGCCGCGGUCCUCCUGACGAUCACCGGUUACGCGGCCUAUCGAUACUUCAAGGUGAAGAAAGUCAAGUACGACACGAUGGAGUAAGGAACCCCAGAAGAGGAUCCCACUGUCACGACGAUGCCAAAGCAGCAAAGCGUACCGCCAAAAAGGAAUAAGAACAACGCCGCGGUGAUCGCGAACGGGCGACCACCGCAGUUUUAAAGCACCACCCCCGACCAUCCCCUCGCGCCAGCCGAAAUCAGAGAUUCAUCUAGUUCUCCGUUGGACGCUUCUUCUUCCUCGCGAGGCGCACGCAUCGGCGGAUUUCUCGCCGGGACGAUUCGCAAUCGUCGCUGAUGGAAUCUUGAUGAGCGGAUCGGCGAGAUGGAAAUCCGGCGAUGUUAAAGCGGGUUCCGAGCAGGCGAGAUAUCAUACAGAGAUACCCUUUUAAGUAGACAUAUCUGAGUAUCCGAUAUCUCUCCCUCUUACGAAUAUACAUUUGCAGCGUGUGCGUAAUCGGAGUUUUUAAAGAAUUUUAGCAGAAACUAUUGUUUCGAUGUGUUGGGUAACGUCGAGUACCCAACAUUAGAAUUCCACUAUCUUUCGGUAAAUUGGUAUUCGUUGCCCAGUGAUAAUAGUGGCUCCCCCCUUAAUAUGCGAACACUGAGUUGGAUAUCACACAUAUCGAGAUAUCACAUUAUCAAACUGUUGACGGACGAUGCAAUAGAAUUUCUUGAUUAAACAUAUCUUACGCGUCUGUCAAUUCGCAUUCGCUUGGAAUUUACUGGAGAAAUGAGAGUCGCAAACUCGGACGGUUGUAUCCGUAGACUUUGCAGCUGGUAGAUCCCGAUUUGCGCGUCGUUACAUCACACAUGAGAGCAUUGGGAGAGAAACAGUCCUCAAGCCUUUGUAUUUUGUCGUCAUCAAAAUUUAACAUCAAUUACUUGGAGAUUCUUGGAUUUUACAUAAUUUUCUAGACCAAAAAGAUAUAAGUUAACGUCCGUCAUGCGCGACAGGCACUCGCAUCGCAAUUAAGGGGACACAGCGAUACCUUCGCUCCCUUUGUGAACACAACUAUAGAUUACGUGUAGUGAUAACGUCAAUCCACAUGAAAAAAUUCCGAAGCGUGGCUCCGAUGCCCGAGAGAACGUAAAACGGUCCUUCCCGGCAGCUAACGAUCUUAGAUAGGCGGAUUAGAUUAAUUAACGUGAAUGUAUUACGUGCACUGAUACAUUCGACGGGACGCCUUAAUUAUCCAUCUUGUAUAUAGCAGUCGUCUGUAUAAUUUAACGGUAGAUCGGCAAUUUUUUACGUAUCGAUUCUACUCGAUUUUUAUUUGUGUCUAACGCGUUCAGCUGUAAAUACAAUUAAUUUGUCAUCCGUUGGUGUUUUCAUUUGUGACGAAUCGUAAAUUAUGAUUCAGAUUACCUUGUCAUUCGAACUCGCUAUUUUUUUUUUCGUAGUAGGCGGGAAAUUGCAUAUGUAUCUCGCAGCGUAUAUAUAUAUAUAUAUAUUUCUCAAAUCUUCUUCGAGAUAUUUAUAUGAAUAUGUCAAUUUUUAAGAACCAUACUAAUAAACUGCUCGUAUUGAGAACGGCGUUACGCUAAGGCUAAGAUUCUUUCAUUCGAGGUAUAUAAUACUGUGUGUGCUGUAUAAUAUAUCAUGUAAAUACAUGAGCGAUGAUGAAUAAGACAUGUCACGCGUAUGCUACGAACGCGAAAGGGCACUUGUGAGAAUUAGCGUACGCGAUUUUCCCUCGCAAACUUUUUCUCUCGCAAGAGUUUUCUCUCUGUAUUCUAUGUCCUCUAUUUCGAAUUUUCUUGGAUAUAUCCAGUUAUCAUCGUGAAUAUUUGCUUGUUAAGAACGUUGUAAAUCAUUCGUCAUUGAGGAAUGAUUUACGCCAACGAUGUUUGGUCGGUAUAAAAUUCUGCGUAAUUAAAUCAACAUAAAUUCACGUCGGAACGGAAGAGGGUGUCGCGCAAAUGACGAUAUUCCGCGGUUUCAUCGCUUAUUUAAGACAUACGCAUAUAUUGACACGAAAGGACGGUUGAGUGCGUUGACGAUGAAGGCAGGUUCAUUUCUACAUCGGAUACGUGGCUGAUCGCAGGCGAUGGCGGCGCGAUAAUUAUUAAUAUAGUUAUUAACGAGUUAUGGCGUACCUAAGUGUAAGGCGUAUGCGUUCGCGCGUGCAUGCAAUUGGAGAUUAUACAUAAUUAUGCGCGCACACAUACGUCUCGUAUAGAUAGACAUAUACAUAUUAUAUAUAUACAUGAAGAUUAAACUUACGUUAUCGAUAUACGCAUAACAUAUAAACCUCUGUCUUCCAAAUGCAUAUAUUAAAGUUACUUCGUGUGUAAAUAUAUUACGGAUAUAUCGUAUGUAUCGUAUUUCCAAGAUUCGUCGUCGUCGACGUGAGAAUGUGGCCGGCCGCGUUAUGACGAUUCACUAGAUCUUGAAAGGAUUUGAGUAAAUCUACGAAGCAGUCUUUAAACGAUUACCCUCUGUACAAUAUAGGGACGGUCUCUCGACAGACGCGAGUCUCCAGAGUUAGCAUUGUUAGAGCGCGUUUUCCUCUGGAGGUAGAUCGAACAGAUCGACAGAACAUCACGCAUGCUCGCGGUACCGUGAUAACUAGCACGAGAGUGGUCCACCUUAUAAUUACGGAGAUGUAUUUUUGUGCUAAAAGUCAAUCAUUAUCGUAGCGGCGAUUAUCGAGAUGGACGAGAGCGAUUUCGCGGUUUCGCGUCUCGCUAUACGGCCAACCUGGUCGGUUUUUCGGCUUGUUAGUCUUUGGCGAUAGUCGCGCGGCGUAGCUUGCCUUUCCGCAAAAUUGCGAGGGACGCGCGAUGACGCGAAACCGCUGAAUCGCGAAACUUUCAUGACGCAUUGGAAUGUCGUCGAAUUCUGAACAUAUCGCUUGUGUGACCUAUUAUAGCCGCAGUGUCAAGCCUCGUAACGAUUACUGCAAUGCGUGGCGUCGCCACGAGGACCGCGAGAGAAACGGGAGAGACGGAUUACCGAGAUUUCACGUAACUUAGCGACAUACAUCUACUAAAAUUGUAUCAUAUCGAUCAAAUAAAGGCUGUUAUACAAAUUCA